Aplysia californica (California sea hare) is the source of this 1017-nucleotide messenger RNA. RefSeq names its product piggyBac transposable element-derived protein 4-like. NCBI's taxonomy places the organism in Eukaryota, Metazoa, Mollusca, Gastropoda, Aplysiida, Aplysiidae. The record is from RefSeq and is a predicted model, not a curated record. The transcript has a single exon. The coding region runs from base 1 to 1017 and encodes 338 amino acids.
AUGGCAGUGCUAAUCCUGAUAGGUUUAGAUCGCCGUCCCGCCAUCUCUGACUACUGGUCCAUGUCACCCGAGUUCUACACAGCAUGGUACCAUAGUAUGUUUCCCCGACAAAGGUUCCAGGACAUAUAUCAUUCCAUGCUGCAAGCUGGUGAUAAAGAUGCGGAAGGGAAGGAUAAGAUCGAGCCGUUCAUGGAUUUACUUCUUGGCAAAUUUCGUGGGGCUUUUUAUCCGUUCCAAGAAUUGUCCAUUGACGAGAUGGUUAUUGGUUUCAAGGGUCGAUGGCAAUUCAAACAAUUCAAAGCAAGCAAACCCAGCAAGUAUCACAUCAAGACGUUUGGUCUUUGUGAUUCAUCAACUGGGUAUGUGAUGAAUAUACUGACAUAUUUCGGCGCCAAUACGUCGUAUGACCCUGAAGCAGAUGCAGACAGUGGAGCAGCUGUGAGGAUCUUUGACACGCUCCUCACCUGUGUUGACAGAGGUCACAAGAUCUAUGCUGACCGUUAUUACACAACGAGGGCUCUUGUUGACCAUCUGCUAAAAAAAAAGCACCACUACACCAGCACGCUUAUGCUGAACAGAAAAUCUUUUCCACCUCAGCUGAAAAACCUGAGUCUGCAACAUCGACAACUGCGCUGGUUUCUCCAUGAGAAUUCAGAUGUCCUGUGUGCGGCUUUUCGGGACAAAAAAGCCAAAAAACCAGUUGUUCUCGUUUCCACUGACGCACAGGUGGAUACAACACAAGUCAAAGAUGUUGACAAGCCGACGGUCAUCCAUGACUACAACAGUCACAUGAAUGGCUGUGACCUUCUUGACCAGAAGGUCACAUAUUACCUCGUCUUCUCCCGCAAAUCAGUGAAGUGGUGGAAGAAGCUGUUCUUUUGGAUGAUGGAGAUAACUCAGGUCAAUGCCUUCAUUCUCUACACCCUCACAAGAACAGACGCGCAGAAGAAGAUCGGGUUGAAAAAGUUCAAACUGAUGCUCAGUCGGCAACAACAACGAUGGCAAAGACAACAAUGA